Molecule: messenger RNA, 2079 nt
Organism: Purpureocillium lilacinum
Lineage: Eukaryota; Fungi; Ascomycota; Sordariomycetes; Hypocreales; Ophiocordycipitaceae
Source: RefSeq, a predicted model, not a curated record
AUGUUUUCCACGCCGCUGCUCCGGUGGGGAGCCCUCUUCUCCGUCGCCGCGGCCGUGGCCCUGGCCUUUGCGCUGCGCCUCCAGCAGCAGCAGCAGCAAUUGCCGCCGCAGUUUCCCCUCGCAGACGUUCACUCGGCGCCCUCGUCCUCCGCGGGCGGUGGUGAUAAGGGCAGCACGUACUGCUACGGCAGCGUGCGGACCCAGGACGCCGACCGGCCGGCCGCGCGGUGCUUCUCCGUGCGCGACGGCCGCUUCUCCCGCAUCUUUGCCGAUGAGGUCGAGGUGACCGAGGCCGGGGCCGGGGCCGGAGCCGAGUCGUCGGCCCAGGGCCCGGACGGCACCACCGUCGUCGUCCAUGACGGGCACGUCAUCCCCGGCCUGUGGGACGGCCACGGCCACCUGCUGCAGUACGGCCAGCUCCUGCACUCGGUCGACCUCUUCGGCUCCGCGUCGCUCGACGAGGCGAGGGACCGCAUCGCCGCGUAUCGCGCCGCCAACCCGGGCGCCGGCACAAAGGACAACUGGAUCCGCGGCGUGGGAUGGGACCAGGCUGCCUUUGGCCACAUGCCCACGGCUGUAUGGAGAUGGUAUGAGGAAGACAAGCCGCUGACACCUACUCCUGCCGCCCAGCAAGACCUCGAGGCCGACGCCCGCCUCGCCGGCGCCUACAUGAUGCUUGACCGCAUCGACGUGCACUGCGCCUGGGUCUCGCAGGCCGUCCUCGACCUGCUGCCCGCCGACGUGCCCGACGUGCCCGGCGGCGAGGUCAUCCGCGACCCGGGCAUGGGCGUCUUCUGCGACAACGCCAUGGACCAGCUCGUCGCGCUGUGGCCCGCGCCCUCGCCCGACGCCAAGGCCCGCGCCGUGCGGACCGCCCUGCGCAGGCUCAACGAGGUCGGGCUCGUCGGCAUGCACGACGCCAGCUCCACGCCCGCCGACCACCGCAUGUACGCCGCCAUGGCCGCCGCCGGCGACGGGGCGUGGACGGUGCGCGUGUACGCCAUGCUGGAGUGCGAGAGGAGGAACACGUUCUGCCUCGACGAUGAGAAUGAUGGUGACGGCGAUGGUGGUGAUGGUGGCGACGACAACGCCCUCCGCGUCGAGCGCGACGACGACAUGUUCACCGUCCGCAGCGUCAAGCUCUUCGCCGACGGCGCCCUCGGCAGCUGGGGCAGCGCCAUGCUCGAGCCCUACGCCGACCACCCCUGGAGCUCUGGCUCGCUCCUCAUCAACGCCUCCGACCUCACAGCCGUGACCAAGGCCUGGGCCGCCGCCGGCUUCCAGGUCAACAUCCACGCCAUCGGCGACCUGGCCAACCGCAACGCCAUCGCCGCCUUUGAGGCCGCCCUGCGCCAGCAGUGCCCGGAGGAGGACGACGCCGUCGACUCCGAACCUCCCAACUCCGCCUCCAACUCCAACUCCGAUCGCAACGGCGACGACCAAGACGCCGCCGCCGCCCUCCUCGCCCGCUGCCAGGCCCUCCACCACCGCUACGCCGCCGCCGCCCUCCUCGCCCGCUGCCAGGCCCUCCACCACCGCUUCCGCAUCGAGCACGCCCAAAUCAUCCACCCCGACGACCAGCGCCGCAUGCGCGCCCUCGGCAUCAUCCCCUCCAUCCAGCCCACCCACGCCACCUCGGACAUGAAGUACGCCCUCUCCCGCCUCGGCCACCUGCGCGCCGACACAGAGGCCUACCGCAUGCGCUCCCUCCUCGACAUGGGCCUGCCCCUCGUCCUCGGCAGCGACUUCCCCGUCGAGCCCCCCAACCCCUUCCACGGCAUCUACGCCGCCGUCACCCGCAAGAGCCCCGCCACCGGCCGAGGCCUCGACGGCAGCGAGCAGGGCUGGCACGUCGACCAGGCCCUCUCCCUCGACGACGCCCUCGCCGGCUUCACCACCGGGCCGGCCUACGGUGCGUUCCUCGAGGGCAAGGCCGGCACCAUCCGGGAGGGCGCCUUUGCCGACUGGGUCGUCUUGGACGAGCCCCUCGGCGAGCCCGACGUCGAGAAACUACGGACGCUCAAGGUUCGGGAGACGUGGGUCGCCGGCAAAAGAGUGUAUGCCCGCGAUGAGCAAUGA